Messenger RNA from Schistosoma spindalis, 1316 nucleotides. The record is from the annotation of a GenBank genome assembly. NCBI's taxonomy places the organism in Eukaryota, Metazoa, Platyhelminthes, Trematoda, Strigeidida, Schistosomatidae.
CACAACUCAACUGAUUCACUCUUUUGAUAAUCUCUAUCUACCAACUUUGUAAUUGAAUAUCAACAAUAUCGAUAAUAUUUGAUACGUCCUCAACAAGGUCAGAAACUGGUUUGAAAGUAUCUGGUUUGUUUUUUUCAGGCAAUGCAAUUUGUUCCUUCUAAGAAAUGUCCUCAAGGUCUAUUCGUGAUGGCUAAUCAAUAGUUUGAAGGCACACCAAGUAAUACUUAACUCAGUUUUCAGUCACUUCGGAUGUGAAAACUUAAGCACCCAAUCUCUCGAUUUUGGGGAAAUGGCGAGACUAAUUUAUGGACGACCUUUGAACGAAUUUUAAGUGACUUUGGGAAUGUUAGCCAAUCAGCAAACAGAAAUAAAAUGGAUGCACUUCCUAUACGUGGUUCAAAAACUUGGCAAGCUUAAUUACUAUGGAUCAUUUGGAAACCACCUAUAAAUGUUUGAUACCGUCGUUCAUACCAGCCAUAACUCAUCCACUAACUUAUGCCAGGACAAUGAUGUUGUUGGGGUAUGAACCGUUCCCUCCUGUUCGUCGAUUUACUUUACGUAACAUCCUACAUUCGAACUAUGAAACAUAUUACUACCCAAGUGUUUUCACUUACUGUCAUAAACUUCGCCAAGAGGUUGGGUUGUAUGGAAUUUUCACCAUUGGACUUCCUGCUAAUAUUAUUGGGUCAUUUGUUAAGUCCUACUCUACCAACAUCACUAUUGAGUAUUUAACUCCGGACUUUUUUGAAAAGAAAACAUUUUUCGAAACUGAUAGAGGAUUCAGAAUUUUUUUGAUCAGUACCAGUAAAUGUACUGUUGCUCGAGUAGUGGGUGUAGUUGUUAGUUAUCCAUUCCAAGUCAUAAUGAUUCGCCAAAUGUCGCAAUUUAUCAAUGGGACACGAUUAUACGAUUAUAUGUUCAAUGCUUUUCCUACUAUACUGAGAAAUGAAGGCUUUUUAAGUUUAUUCAGUGGUUUGACACCUAGAAUAAUUGGAGAAGUUAUUACAGUUUGGUUGACUGCUUGUCUUGCCUAUUUUUUCAAUAAAUAUAUUUUCAUGGACCGUAUCGACCCUCCUUUGAAAAAACACACUCCCUUUGUAACUGAGAUGAUGGUAAGUGGCGCCACUCAUGGAUUCACAGUCACCUCCACAGUUAUGGCUGCUUGUGACUCGACUAUUAACGUCGUACCUGUAUUCAACAAUUGGUGGCAAUGUUAUUCCUAUCUCAGCCAAUCUGAUGCUUUUGUUAGAGGAUCAUCUUUAUUCUUCCGACGUGCUCCAUCAUCCGUGUCUAAAUUACAUGGCUAUAGUCAAUGA